Kluyveromyces lactis is the source of this 3663-nucleotide messenger RNA. It is a transcript of the gene UBP2, whose product is annotated as ubiquitin-specific protease UBP2. The transcript has a single exon. Gene Ontology annotation, biological process: protein deubiquitination; regulation of proteasomal protein catabolic process; proteasome-mediated ubiquitin-dependent protein catabolic process. The record is from RefSeq and is a predicted model, not a curated record. Lineage: Eukaryota; Fungi; Ascomycota; Saccharomycetes; Saccharomycetales; Saccharomycetaceae. Bases 1 to 3663 code for a protein of 1220 amino acids. Gene Ontology annotation, molecular function: proteasome binding; cysteine-type deubiquitinase activity.
AUGAUGGCUUCACAAGAACCAGCUUUAGAAUUGAAUGGCGAACAGAGAGAUUCUGUUUCGGAAACAGCAGAAGUACUGAGAUCUAAGUCGUUGGAAUCAUUUUCAGAUUUAGUAGACGAUGGUAAGACGCUUUUGUACGGAGAUAUUUCGAAAAGUUUUCCGUUCAAAACAUGCGAUCGAAUUUUAGAUGACAUUAGGAUUUCACCAUGGUUCUUGAAGAAGUUUGGUUCAUCUGUGAUGAAACAACCAAUGCUUCAGUACUCGAGGGAAAGACAGCAAUUGCAACCGUGGAACCUAGUGCAUUUAAUUGACCAGGUUAAUUUGAGAAGCAGAUAUGAUUAUGAUUCAAUGACUUGUCCAGGGAAGAAUACCAUCAGUGUUAUGUUCGCAUUGCUGGUAGAUCCGAAUUUUACUCCUAAUGACUUUGAUGACAUUGACAAGUUUCCUGAAUACUUCUUUCAUUUGAAGAUUACUGUGAAAAGGAGAUCAUACUUGGAAAAUUUCAAUAGACACGUUGGGAUAACUCAUUAUCAUGUUUUAGAGCCUGAAUCUUUACAUCCAUUCGACAAAAGGGAUAUCUUUAUAAUGGAAGAGAAAGACUGUAGAUUAGUAGACCAAAGUAUAUUUGUUUCUGCUGAUACUAAUAAACUUAUACUUGUUGAGAUAAUAAAACCAGAAUUUAAUUCAGAGAACCUAGCUGAAUAUCGAACAGCAAAAAUUGAGGAAAGAUAUAAAAAUGCAUGUCAAGAAUUUGAUUUAUUGAACCCGGACGAUAUUCCUAGCCAAGCCGAGUGUUUGAAAACUCUUUUCAUGAUAUUUAAGAACCCAUUACAGAGGAAAUCUGCUAAUAGUGAGUUUAAGAUUAUUUCCAGGGAUAGUGUUGCACUCAACUCACAAAUUAAUACUGACUGGUUAACGACAAUGUUUGAUUUCAGUUUGCAGAAGACCGCUGUAGAAGAUAAUGUCCAAUCUGGAGAGGAAUAUAAGCCACCAGAUUUAGUUGAUUAUAUCACAGAUUUUAAGGUCAGAGGGAUUAGAGAGGCGUAUACCAGAAAAUCCAUGGAGGUUGUUUUAAUUGGUAAGCAGUCGAUGCUACUUGAAAAUGAACUUGGUACUGAAAAGAAGACAGUGGCAAAGUGCUUUUCUAAUCAACAUUUUAGUGCCAGUCACACAUGGUGGUUCAAUAUUUUGAACCACCAACACAUUGAACCAUUCCCCUACGACAUAAAUUACCAUUUUAUUAACCUAUCUGUUGCUUUUAAGUACAUCGAUAAGGAUAUCAUUAAAAACUAUGAAACUCAAAUUGCACUUGAUCAGGAAAACAUCAGCCAUUAUUUUGAUGCUCUCCAAUAUGUAACAAACGCAAAGGGUAGUUACCAGCUUAUUGCUUACUGUGGAAAACAAGAUGUUGUUGGGUAUGAAGAUUUGAAUAAUGCAUUACAGGUAUUUGGUUUAGAUCCAACUGACAUUGACGCAAGCCUCCUUGAUGCCAAUACGAUGAUUGAAUAUUACAAUUCUCAUCUAUUAAGGAGCUCUGAUAAUCAAAGAAAAGAUCUAAGAAAUGCCCUACGUGUGCUAGGAAAAUAUUUAGGUAGUCAAAAGAUGUUGUUUUUGGUGGAGUAUGAACCAUAUUAUAAUGUACAACAAGCUUACACUCUUUUAAAGGUAGACGAGACAGUAGAUGAUGAUAUUAUCCAAACUGCAUAUACGAUCAAUAUUGCUGAUGCCCCUGGUUUGAAAAAAGAUUAUGAUCGGGCGAUUUUUACAAUAGCACUAGAUAGGCGCUCAAUAUUUCUUUUGAAUGUCUUGACAGAUGAAUGUCCAGAAUUUGCGCAAUAUUACAACUGCACUGACAUAUCAUACGAUGAAGCAUUGAACAUCAUUGAAAUUGACAUGAAUGCAAGCGACGAUGUCAUCCUUGAAGUUUUUCAAAAGAAAUGGAGUCACGGAAUUAUGACAGGUCCUGAUUAUCUAUUGAAGUUGAAAAUGGCCCUUCAGAAUAUUGGUUUUACUAGAAAUAGUAAACUUAUCAACCACUUUUUAGACACCGGUAUUGUGGACGUAAGUUGUCUUCCUGUUGCUACAUGGCCAGCUGGAAUCAAUAAUGUGGGAAAUACAUGCUACCUAAACUCACUACUUCAAUUCUUUUUCACUAUCAAACCUCUACGUGAUUUUAUUUUGAAUUAUGAUGAUGACUCUGCUAAAUUACUGGAUGCGUCUGAAUAUCACUCUAGAAGAAGAAUUGGAGGCAGGGAGGUCAGCAAACAAGAAGAGCUUAGAUCGGUCCAGUUUGUCUACCAUCUUCGUGAUUUGUUCAAUGACAUGAUCCACACAAACAGUAGAUGCGUCACGCCCACAAAAGAGUUGGUCUACUUAGCCUUUGCUCCGAGUAAUGUCGAGGUGGAGUUCGGUGACGAUACUGUUGCCCAGAAAGAACUCAUCGACUUAACAACUGACGUCGUCGAAGACCCCACUGAUACUACUCGUCACCUAGCGUCUUGUGAUGAUGAUAUCAUAAUGUGCCAGAGCCCGGUUGCGCUCCCCGAACAUAAAACAUCGUCAGAAGCAGGAACACAGCAAUAUUCCGUCCAAGUUGCUAAAAUCAGUGCGGACCAACUUGAAAAUACAUUGGAGAUCGGAAGACAACAAGAUGUUACAGAAUGUAUAGGUAACGUCUUGGCUCAGCUUGAGAUUGCUUCAGAACCUUUGAGCUUGGAAGACGACUUGGAACAGAAUGAUCUUGUCAAACAGUUGUUUUACGGUAGAAUUAAACAGGACUUGAUACCAGUCAAUGAUGAGGCUUCUGUCCGGACAAAAUAUGAAAGGUUUUUAUCCUUAUUGGUUAACACCGGUGACCAUCCAAAGGAUAUUUAUGAUGCUUUAGAUUUUUACUUUCAGAAUGACUAUUUGAAUUUGGAGGAGUAUGGUGAUGUAAAGAGAACUGUAUCUAUCUCAGAGUUACCUGCGGUUCUACAAAUUCAAAUCCAGAGAGUCUAUUAUGAUAGAGAAAAAUUCAUGCCUUUCAAGUCUAUCGAGCCGCUACCUUUCGGCGAAACGUUGUACAUGGAUAGAUAUAUGGCUACCGAGGAUCCAAAACUAUUAGCAGAAAUUCAACAAAACGCAGAAUUGAAACAGAAACUUCAAGACUUAAAGCAAAGACAGAGGAAACUACUCUCACAGAACGAAAUAGGAUUAACUUUAAAAUCCUCGCUCAUUGAGACCAAAAAGUUCUUACAGUCCGGUACCUUGAAAGCGCACGAUAUUGAUGCGGACAAUAUCCCCUCAUCGAUCGCCUACAUUGAUAUUUUAAUCAAUAACAUAGACGAGGAACUAAAGAGCUUAUUCAACAAAAUUACAGAUCUAGAGACAACUAUUUCCCAACAGUUCAGCGAAUUCAAACAUAUCGGCUAUUCUUUAUUCGCCGUUUUCAUUCAUCGUGGUGAAGCAAGUUACGGCCAUUACUGGGUCUAUAUUAAAGAUCACACCAAAAAUGGUAUCUGGAGGAAGUAUAAUGAUGACUCAGUUACAGAGGUGCCACAAUCGGAAGUAUUCAACUUCACGGAGGGUAAUACGGCCACUCCAUACUUUUUGGUCUACGUCCGUGAAGGUCAAGAACAAGAAACUAUCGAACCAUUGAAACGAAUUCUUCAACAACAGGAGUAA